Messenger RNA from Cannabis sativa, 1729 nucleotides. RefSeq lists its product as uncharacterized. The coding region runs from base 150 to 1298 and encodes 382 amino acids. NCBI's taxonomy places the organism in Eukaryota, Viridiplantae, Streptophyta, Magnoliopsida, Rosales, Cannabaceae. The transcript has 3 exons. The record is from RefSeq and is a predicted model, not a curated record.
AAAAAAUUAUUAUUUAUUUCUUGUAUUGGAUUUUUCCCACUUCCCUAGUCUCUCCUCCACGCUAAGCUACUGUGCUCCCUCAACUUCACUCCGACGAGCUCCGUUUCUGCUCAGCUUCACUUCUUCAUCUUCGUCUCAGCUCAGUGUUAAUGGAGGUCGAGUCUCCACUGAGUUACGGUAUGGACCCAAGUGAUGACGAAAGAGCUGACCUCAGUAUUUCUGAGCUCAUUGGCGACCUCAGGACGGCCUUUAGGCCCUCCGAUUUUGACAGGGUUGAGGAGAUUUUUGUCAUUAAGGAAAACAAGAUGAUGGAACAAAUUAGGGAUUUGGAGUCUGACAAAAUCCGACUUGAAAUUGAGGUCAAGAAGUUGAAGACAGAGAAUAGUGAGAGUAGAGUUUUGAGAGAGAAUUAUGAAAUUAUGAGGGAAAGAGUGAAGAUGGCUGAAGAGAAAGCUGAAAAAACUGAAGGAAUGUUGGAACGGUUACUGAAAGAUGCGAAGAAGAAUGAGAGAGAAAAAUUGGAUGAGUUUGAUCAGCUCAAGGAGAAGAUUAAGGUUUUAGAGUCUGAGAAAACUAGAGCUGAGGAAGAUGUUCAAGUGUGGAAGAAAAGCUUUGUGGAAUUGGAGAAAAGAGUAACUUUGUUAGAAGCUGAAUUACAAAAUGUUGUAAAAAUUGAAUCUUUGGUUCCAAAUGUAAAAGCCAUAGAUUCUACUGAGUCUAACAAGGCAAAUGGGGAGAAGGGUACAGGUGAAAAUGAUCAUCAUCUUCCUUCACCUCCAACUUCUCCAAUGAACCAAGAUUUUCUAAGUGACAAGAAAUCUGACUUUGAACAACAAACUAUUGUUAUCAUUGAUAGUGAUGAUGAAAAUGCUCCUCCUAGAACCAAUUUGCAUGAUAAAGGCCCUAUAGAUCUGACUUAUAAAGGCCCUAUAGAUCUGACUUAUAAAGACCCUAUAGAUCUGACGGAUUGGGAUAUUAAGCCCAUUCUGUCUAAACGAAAAAGAUCUUGUUCGCCUAAUGCAAGUGGGAGCAAGAGGAAGCUUGAUGGUGCAACACCUACAAAUGAUGCUAAGAACCGAAAAUCGCCAUCAAAACAUGUUCAAGUUGAAUACGAAGAGAAGACAAGAGAGGACAAAAGCUCUCCAACUACUUUUAACCAGCUAACAGUUGGUGAUGAGAGUGGGGCUUUCAAUUUUGAGGUUAGUUCCUCAUCUGACAAGCAAACUAGUUCCUCAUAUCACAGUGAUGCUAGCGUUGAUUUAGAUGAGAUCUUUUCACAAAGCCAGAAACCAAUUUAACUAAGAUAAGUGAGUGUACACGACCAGCGAUUUUGAACACCAUUUUGGUCUACUUGUUCUUCGGGGCAGUCAAGAGGAUUCUUGUACUCUGCAUUUCUGAUCUUUUUGUUGCUGGUUGUUAUUGCUUGCUUGUAGCUAUAGAUAUAGUUAGAUGCCAUUAAACUAACACAUUAGUGUAUAUGUAUCUAUAUAUGAUUAGUUCACUACCUUACCUUAGGAAGAGUCAGAAAAAACCAUUCUUGCCUUUGUUCCUGUCUAUAUGUAUAUUUUUAAGGCAAGGUUGAAAUGGUUCUUUUUCUCUUCCCCUUUUGUACAAAACUAGCUAAUUGGACUGGUAUAGUCAAAGCUCAACAGAUAUUUGUAACAAGUUAUUAUUAUUAUUAAAUAUAUAUAUAUAUAUAUAUUUAUAUUUUCUUUUUGCUUGAAGAAAA